Diachasmimorpha longicaudata is the source of this 1455-nucleotide messenger RNA. RefSeq lists its product as uncharacterized. Lineage: Eukaryota; Metazoa; Arthropoda; Insecta; Hymenoptera; Braconidae. The transcript is spliced from 4 exons. The record is from RefSeq and is a predicted model, not a curated record. The coding region runs from base 283 to 1407 and encodes 374 amino acids.
GGGAGGCGGCAAAGGUAUUGUCUGUAUUUCCAGACAUUCGUUGCUGUUAUUUAUGGACUCCGGGUUUUCAAGGGGUAAUUAUCAGACACCACAAAUUAUUCCGAUCGUUCUCACCGGGCUCCCAAAUUUUCUAUCACAUUGGACUUGAAUUAAAUGGAAAAAUUAAAAAUUCGGGAAAUUGGAGUGGUCAAGUAAGUGCCAGCAAACCCAAAGGGGAAUACAGUUACGAGUCUAUAUAUCUCACCCAAGUAUCGUUGACGUACCACUCAUCCAUGACGAGCAAUGAUGAUGAUGUACUGGCGGCUGUUACCUCUUCACGUAUCAGUGCUUCUCGCCAUCCUCACGCCAAUAAACACAACGGGAAUACCUGAGAUUGCCUCGUACGCACAGGUAUCUAGAAGUGGUGUGAAAAAUUCAAAUUCACCGAUAACCAGCAGUGGUAGAGUUCAAAGUGAAGGGCGAAGUUAUCAAAUAUCUCCGGUUUACGUGCCCUCGAAGAGCCAGAAACUUCGAAAUGGUGAAGCACAAGAUUUCACACCGAGUCAACAGUACUCAACGCUUGAUAAAGAUGUGCUGACUAAUUUGGACUCGAGGAAGAUGGAGAAACAAGCGCAGGACAGGUUUCAUCCACCAGCGCCCUUUGAACACAGUGUGGCGCACUCAAAUAAAGUGAAGUAUCAGGAAGCCGAUGGUCCACCGGACUCUCCCGAUUUUUCGGACCCUCCAGAAGCUGCGCCGGGAGCGUCAUCAGGGGGUUAUGCCACUUUGCCGAAGGACGCCUUUUCGGACAGCUUUGACUACCCGCCAUCAUCGAAACCGAAGGACUCAUUGCCAUCAAUCACGAUCGAUGACUAUUCACCGGGUGAUUAUCAUUCAAAGCCAUCGGACUCAUACCAGCCAUCGCCAGUCUCGUAUUCAGCUCAACAGGUGCCCAGUUACCUAGAAAGAUAUCCAGAUAAGCCCGAUUACCCCGGACCUGAAUCAUCCUUCGAUGACGCAUCUUACUCGCACGAUCAUGAUCAUUACCCCCAUGACAUCAUCUAUGAUCACCCACCGGAUCAUUAUCACCACGAUUUCACCACAACAACCACUGAGGAACCAGAAAUGAACGAUCAGAGAUUGAAUAAACGUCCUUAUUCGUAUUACUACAUUGGAAAGAAACUGUGGUAUUUGCCCCUUUAUUUCAGUAUUUAUUUUAUUAUUUAUAUUGCCGCUCUGGUACUCAAGAGCAUCGCGAGACAUAAAAUCAAUUUUCCUCAACAACUGGCCGAAGCUGCUGGGGCUCAUGGAAGGCACAUGGGCACAGACGGCCCCGGAUGGUGGGAGUUGACGCAGAGGGUGCUCGAUGGAAUCGAAUCGUUUGCUAGUGAAGGUCUCCAUAAGAAUGAAAAAACUAUUGAACGAUGAGACUGGCCCAGAGCACUUGAUGUACUUGAUUAAUAAUUAUUGUAAUAA